Molecule: messenger RNA, 1515 nt
Organism: Grosmannia clavigera kw1407
Lineage: Eukaryota; Fungi; Ascomycota; Sordariomycetes; Ophiostomatales; Ophiostomataceae
Product: ctr copper transporter family protein
Exons: 4
Coding region: 1-1515 (504 amino acids)
Biological process (GO): copper ion transmembrane transport
Cellular component (GO): membrane
Molecular function (GO): copper ion transmembrane transporter activity
Source: RefSeq, a predicted model, not a curated record
AUGGAUAUGUCCGCCACCACCACUGCUGCAGCUGCAGCUGCUACCAGCAGUGCUGCAUCUAUGAGCAUGGGCAGCAACAGCUGCCAGAUCUCUGUGGGCUCUCUCCCGUUCCAUAUGCUGUGGAACUGGCACACUAUCGACGCCUGCUUCGUCUCCGAGUCCUGGCAUAUCACCUCGCGUGGCAUGUUUGCCGGCUCCUGCAUCGGCGUCAUCUGUCUCGUCAUGAGCCUGGAGAUGCUGCGUCGGGCUGUCAAGGAGUUCGACCGCUUCAUCGUGAGGCGUCACCAUGCUGCCCUAACGGCCGCCAGCCCCAAGCAUGGAAGACCGGCUUGCGAUCCCGUCCUCGCUUCCGGCUUCCGGCCCACCAUCUUUGAGCAGGCCGUGCGUGCGCUCUUGCAUAUGCUCCAAUUUGCAGUGGCAUAUUUUGUCAUGCUGCUUGCCAUGUACUACAAUGGCUACGUUAUCAUAUGUAUCUUCAUCGGCUCCUACCUCGGUAGUUUUAUCUUCCAGUGGGAAGUCCUUGGCGGUGUAAGCUCCGUUGGGAGGGAAUUAGCUGCUCUGAAGUCGUCGACCGCACCUUUCGUCACCGUCACUCAGAAUGUCAACGUCAGUGCUCGGUAUUGCGAGCCUGAAGUCGAGGUUCCCGGCCGCGAGAAUUCCAUCCAGGUCCUCGUUCACGGCAUCACUUACAGCAAAGUUUAUUGGUCCGCACUUGGUUUUCCUGGCUACCAGCCGCAGAACUAUUCAUGGGUAGACUUCGCCUCCAAGAACGGAUAUGCUACCCUGGCCAUCGACAGACCUGGAAAUGGAAACUCUAGUACCCCAAACCCGUUUACAGAGGCUCAGAUUCCCUUCUUCGCUUCUAUGCUUCGAGACAUUGCAGAUGGACUAAGAUCAGAGAAGUGGCUUUCUCAUUCCUUCGACAAACUCAUAUAUGUUGGCCAUUCAUUAGGCUCAGUGAUUGGCAACGCCAUCGCGGUAACAUAUCCCGACAGUUAUGACGCCAUGGUUCUGACGGGAUUUUCCAAAGAAGUCGCUUCAGUUCUCGUCAGCAUGGGGAUAACAGUACCGGCUGCUACGUUCAAUUCCAAAUUUGCAGACCGCAGCACUGGCUACAUUGUUACCUCCAGCGAAGAGGGCCGGCGAAACUUUAUGUAUGGCACAAAUGAUACAUACGACCUUGCAAUCACUGGUCGUGAUUACAACCAACAGGGUGUCACUGCCAUUGCUGAACUAGCAACAAUUACGUUCCCGGUAGCUUCGAAUUUCACCGGAGCUGUCACUGUCGUGACCGGCCAGCAGGAUGUAGCGUUCUGUUACGGAAACUCGACCAUUUUGGGAGACUGUGGCCAGGGAGACUCAUCUUUGCCUGCUCAGGCACAGACUCUUUUCCCGAACGCUUCGUCUUUCGCUUAUUAUGUCCCGGAGCAAAUGGGACACGAUCUCAACUUGCACUACAAGGCACGUGACGUCUUCAAGUAUGUUCACGACUGGCUUGCAAAAACCGCGUUCUGA